Messenger RNA from Calidris pugnax (ruff), 2744 nucleotides. RefSeq names its product cyclin D1 (gene CCND1). Gene Ontology annotation, molecular function: cyclin-dependent protein serine/threonine kinase regulator activity. The transcript has 5 exons. Lineage: Eukaryota; Metazoa; Chordata; Aves; Charadriiformes; Scolopacidae. Gene Ontology annotation, cellular component: nucleus; cytoplasm; cyclin-dependent protein kinase holoenzyme complex. The coding region runs from base 263 to 1009 and encodes 248 amino acids. The record is from RefSeq and is a predicted model, not a curated record. Gene Ontology annotation, biological process: positive regulation of G1/S transition of mitotic cell cycle; regulation of cyclin-dependent protein serine/threonine kinase activity; mitotic cell cycle phase transition.
GGGCUCUGCCCCUUGCUUUUGGCUCUCUCUCUCUCUCUUUCUCAUUCUCUCUCGUGCUUUGAUCUCUGCUUAACAACAGUAACGUCACAGGGACUAUACAGGAGAGUUUUGUUGGAAGUUAGAAAGUUUUGCAGCCUCCAGAGGGCUGUAGCGGCAGUAGCAGAAGCAGCAUCCAAGGGACUCCUGGAAGGGGAAGAGAGAGAGAGCGAGCGAGCGACUGACUCUGCUGCAGAAACCGGACUCGAGGACGACGGAGGCAGACAUGGAACAUCAGCUGCUGUGCUGCGAGGUGGAGACCAUCCGACGAGCCUACCUAGAUGCCAACCUCCUCAAUGACAGGGUGCUGCAGACCAUGCUGAAGGCGGAGGAGACCUGCUCGCCCUCCGUCUCCUACUUCAAGUGCGUGCAGAAAGAAAUCUUGCCAUAUAUGAGGAAAAUAGUUGCCACUUGGAUGUUGGAGGUUUGCGAGGAGCAGAAGUGCGAAGAGGAAGUUUUCCCCUUGGCUAUGAAUUAUUUGGACAGAUUUUUGUCGUUUGAACCCCUCAAGAAAAGCCGAUUGCAAUUGCUGGGAGCUACCUGCAUGUUUGUGGCUUCAAAAAUGAAGGAAACUAUUCCUCUGACCGCAGAAAAACUGUGCAUUUAUACAGAUAACUCCAUUAGACCCGACGAAUUACUGCAAAUGGAGCUGCUGCUGGUGAAUAAGCUGAAAUGGAAUCUGGCUGCAAUGACCCCCCACGAUUUCAUUGAACAUUUCCUUACUAAAAUGCCUCUGGCAGAGGACACCAAGCAGAUCAUCCGUAAACAUGCUCAGACUUUUGUGGCUCUGUGCGCGACAGAUAUUAAAUUUAUUUCAAACCCGCCUUCCAUGAUCGCAGCUGGCAGUGUGGUAGCAGCUGUGCAAGGCCUGCACCUGGGGAACACUAACACUUUCCUCUCCUAUCAAUGCCUCACACAUUUCCUAUCACAAGUUAUCAAAUGUGAUCCGCUUCCAGGAGAUGCACAUCAGUAACUAGCCAGCAAUAAACCUUUCAUGAGUGAAUGGGCCAGGAAGGGAGCCUACAAGGAAGACCUAAAGUCAAUGAUCCAUGUCAUAAUGGUGUGUGAAGUUGGGGCAGAGUUGAGCUUUGUUUUGUAACAAUGUGGAAGACCAAUAAAUAGAUGCUUUAAAAAGGUUCUUGUGAGGUCUCCAAGCGCUGGACAAUGAGUCAAAUAAAGACAACUCUGUGGUUAGCGGCGCAAUCUUUGGGAUGCUGUUAAAUUAUUUUACAUGUUAAUAAUUUAAAUACCUAGACAACUGUACUAGUCCAGACACUGCAAAACUAGGUUUGCAUAAUUGGAUUUUGUUGACAGGACGGAGUGAUUUCUGGAUAGAUGAAUGCAUCAUAAUUAAUUAUUCACAAAAGAAUAUUUUACUUUUGAUAGACCAUGUGAAACAAUUGCUGACAAAUACCAUAUCUCAGCUUAUUAUUUCGAUCACCUUAACAACGCCUCAGUAUUGAGCAUGUUAUUUUUGCUAUUUAUAUUACUGAAGCUAAAGUAACAGUGCUGAUAUGUUAAAUAGUAUAAGAACUUAUAACUAUCAGUAUAAGAUGCUGAGGUAAAGUGCUGCUCAGUUUGGUAUGUACGUGUAAUGAUUGUAGUCAGUUUGUGAACAAUGUAGAUACCUCAGGGUAUAGUUGGCCACUAUUCAAUGUGAGAUACCUGAAGCAGGUACUGAGGAAAAAUAACUAGGGUUGCUAUCUGUUCUGGCAGUAUCUGAUUCAAACAAAAACAUUAUUUAACUAUUCCUGACACAAAGCAUUGAAGUAGAUUAUCUCACAUCUUUGAGAACAACAGCGUGUCCUUACGUGACUUGACUUAGUUGAUGGCAGAGCUCUUUAAAAAGAAAAGGUAGUUCUAGCAAGGAGAAUCCUUGCUUAUUUCUUUUUUUAUUGUCCAGAGUCAUUGCAAAGCCACGAUUUGUGUAACCCGAAUUUAAGAGCUUUAAAAGGAAGUAACUCCCCUCCAUCUUUCAUUGCUAAAUAUAUUCAUGUGUUAGAGCAGCUAGAGUUAGAACUAAGGGGUUUGUGUAGGUUGCUCCAGAACAGAAGCAUCAUAGAAUUAUACCUACACAUGUGUAUACUGUUGUGUUUGUGCUGGAGUAAGGGAACAGCAGUUUUCACUACUUUGAGUAGAGAAAACUGCUUGGCUUCAUACCUAGCGUGAUUCCCCUGCACAGAGAAUUUCCUACUAGCCCUGCCUGUGCAAUCCAUGGCAUCAAAUGCAAUUCCUGUUGCCUUAUUUCACGAGCACGUGCAGGAAGUUUGCUGCUCUGCACAUGAUGAGUUCCCCUUGUCAGACCACACAAAUGAACACACUUUUAUAUUGGAUUGUCUCGAAAGAGUGUGCAUUAUAACAUGGCUAACGUCCUCCCUGAUUAUCUAUUAGCUAGAGCAGCUGCUCUGUUGGAUUGCAGGUUAUAUAAUUACACUUUUUUACCUUUAGUCUCAAAGAAAGCUGAAUCUAAAGUAAAAUGAAUAUCACCUGAUUGGAAUUCCUUUAUGGUUCAUGUUUACGUUGGUAGGAGUCCAAUUUCCCAUUUUGCCUUUGAUCAGGGGUAAUUAGAAGUCAGAUAAUCACAAUUAGAAGUCUUGGGCUGUCUUCCAUCAUUCUAUUCUUGACCCCAUCACCCAAACAGAUUGAAUUUUACCUGACAUUCAUUUCCAGGCCAGAAAUUUGCUAAACUAGCUUAGAUUGGGUUUCCA